Plasmodium cynomolgi strain B is the source of this 1569-nucleotide messenger RNA. Its product is annotated as leucine-rich repeat protein. Bases 1 to 1569 code for a protein of 522 amino acids. Lineage: Eukaryota; Apicomplexa; Aconoidasida; Haemosporida; Plasmodiidae. The transcript is spliced from 3 exons. Gene Ontology annotation, cellular component: SCF ubiquitin ligase complex. Gene Ontology annotation, biological process: SCF-dependent proteasomal ubiquitin-dependent protein catabolic process. The record is from RefSeq and is a predicted model, not a curated record.
AUGAACGUCGAGGGGAGUCAGCUGACUUCGUGUUUUACCCCCCCCGCGGCAAGUGCCUCCACGUCUUACAACGCAUAUAAGGAGUUCUUUGCAAAGGGGGCGUCUAGCCAAAAUGGGAAGGACGAAAAAAAAGCGGUCGACAAGCAGACGCUCCUGGAUGAUUUAGCGGAGAGUAAAAUAAGGUACCAAAUAAAGGAUGACAAUGUGAUGAGCCGGAUGAAGGGGGCGCGCGGGGCGAACCAGGUCAACUGGGAUAGCGGCACAAAGGGGGAUAGCGCCACUAACGCGACUAGCGGGACAGGCGAAGGAGAGAAAAAAACCCACACGUGCAUGCUAAAGAAGAAAAACGUGUGCGUCCCAGUAAACAUGGUAAACGAAAAUAACCACCAAAAUGUGAUCAAAAUGAGGAAAGCGCACCAAAUUUUAUUGAAGAAGGAUAACUUCGAUAUUUUUCACCACCUGGGAGACGACCUAUUUAGGUACAUCAUAUCGAACGUAAAAAAUAAAAACCUACUUCUCCUCAAUAGGCGAUUUAGAGACAUCGUCCGUUGCCUCAGAUUGAAACUGAUUUAUGAUGUAACAUUAAAAAAUACAAUCCCCCCAGAGAGUGUAAUCAAAACAAUAUACUACUCAUCAGACAAGCUACAGGUGUUGGAUCUCUCCGGAUGUUCCCAUCUCUCCUCUCACCAUUUUAAUUUAUUUUGUAAUUCAAAUAACAUCAAAUUUGAUAAGACUCUCAAAAUAUUGUGCUUAAAUAGCUGUACCAAAAUUACCGAUUCAAGUUUGAAGGUCCUACUCCAUCGAUUUAAGUGUCUCUCCAUUGUGGACCUCCGCAAUUGCUAUAAAAUUAGUCAUGAGGGAAUUUACCCUUUAAAGUUCAAGAAGGGCUUGAUGAAACUGUACCUUGGAAAUACGACCUCCUCUACAGUGUCGAAUUAUCACUCUGAUGAUACUCUGCGUGUGUUGUUUAGCUGUGUUUCUCCACCUUCAUCGGGAGAGUCUACUACCCAACGUACUGCUACCACCCAUGGUGUUGAGAUGAAUGUACAGAUGGAUAAUGAUACCCCUUUGAAACUACUCUCCUGCUUCGAAAUUAUCAAUGCGAAACAGCUGAGUGAUAUUUCGUAUCUCUACACGAUUUCGAGAAACCUCAAAGUGCUUAACCUCCGGGGAUGUAACAUUGAUGACACGGCUGCCAUCUUCUUCAAAUGCUUCACUAAUCUCAUCGCUUUGAAUGUAGCUGACACCAAAGCAUCUAAUGAGGUGAUAAAAACGGUUUGUGCUUACUCACCUAAGAUGGGGAUUCUCGAUAUUUCCAAAACUAUCGAUGUCCAGAACGAGACCAUCUUAACCGUCGCGCGAAGUCUGAAGCGACUUCGGAAAAUUAAGGUGUCCUCUUUGCAAAACGUGGACAACUUCGCCGUCCGGGAAUUCCUCAAACACUGCAGGGACCUCGUAGCAAUUGAUUUCUCCAGCUGCUGGAAGGUUAACAAUUCUUUUUGUCACGAGCUGAAAAUAUUUGAGACAUCCAUUUACGCGGACGUGGACGCACUGGAUCAGGGCGAAUGA